AAAAAAAAUUUGGACAAAUCUGUUUUAGUUUAUUUAUUGCCAAAUUACUCAUUGAAAAUGUUUUAGAGAAAUUUUAGUAAUUGUAUACACAUAAAACUGUCAAUACAGACACAGAGCUUGAAUUGGCAUUGCUAAAGUUAUUGUGAGCGAGUGGGACAGCAAGAAAACACAAACACUCGCAAAAGUUUCACAAUCACUCAGUGAUCUUUUGUGAAUUUUCCAGUCGUUUGUGAAUGAAUUAAGUGAGUGCAUGACGAAUGCAAAAACCAAAGAGGAAAAGGCAACAUCAGCAACGUAGUUUAACUUUGAAAUGAGAUGCAAACUCGACGUCGCCUUCAUCAGCAGGACCAGCAGGAUUACAACUACACUACUAACAGCGUCAAUUAUCAAACAGAGGAUCAGCGUCCCCAUCAUCAUCAACCAGGAGCAUCAGCAGGUGGCGGCGGAGGUGGUGGUGGAGGAAUAAUUCAUACGUUAAUCCAACCAGUGCAGCAGCCUUUGUUGCAACACCAUCAGCAGCAGCAACAGCAACAAUUCCAUAACGAGGCAUCGAUUAGCAUUGGCGUUGUCGAUCCAUCGCAAUUUGCCACUCAACCAGAUCCAGACGAUAAAUACGGCAAAGCGGCUCGCCAGUGGAAUUUGCGUGCCUUUUCGGGACAGGCUUUGCGGACUUUGAGCGCCGCUGCAGCUGUGGUCACUGGAAACCAUUCGGGUGAUAAUAAUAACUACGAUAAAUACAAUUACAGUGCAAUUGCAACUUCGGAUCCGCCACCAAACAAUUUAAAAGAGGAUUUGGAUUUACUUGAACCCGAGGAGGAGAUCUUUAUUAUGGCGGCUAGAGAUCGUACAGGAGAAUUUGCCAAUGCGAUUCGAUCGCUGCAGGCAAGAAACAUCACAAGGGCCGUAAAUAUACGAGAUCCGCGAAAGGCCAAACAAGUUCAGAGCUAUUCAGAGUUCAUGAUGGUGGCCAGAUUUAUUGGCAAGAACAUAGCCAGUACAUAUGCCAAACUGGAGAAGCUCACCAUGUUGGCCAAAAAGAAAAGCCUGUUCGAUGACCGACCGCAAGAGAUACAAGAGCUAACGUACAUCAUUAAGGGCGAUCUGAAUGCCUUGAACCAGCAAAUUGCCAGACUUCAGGACAUCUCCAAGGAUCAACGUAGAAAUACAAAUGGCAAGCAUCUGGUCUCACAUUCCUCCAAUAUGGUGUUAGCCCUGCAAUCCAAAUUGGCCAGCAUGAGUACAGAUUUCAAACAGAUUCUAGAAGUGCGUACGGAAAAUCUCAAACAGCAGAAGACGCGACGAGAUCAGUUCAGUCAAGGACCUGGCCCGUUGGCCGCACACACUGUCUCACCAUCGACUGCCAAGCAGGGCUCAUUGCUCCUUAGCGAAGAGAACCAGGCUGUUAGCAUAGACAUGGGUGGAGGCGGAAGUGAUACACAGCCUCUUUUGGGACCACCUGCUCGUCUCCAACAGCAACAGCAGCUUGCCAUUUAUGAUGAAUCCGAUUCGUAUGUUCAACAGCGAGCGGAAACUAUGCAAAAUAUUGAAUCGACAAUUGUUGAAUUAGGUGGAAUCUUUCAACAACUGGCCCAUAUGGUCAAAGAACAGGAGGAAAUUGUGGAACGCAUUGAUACAAAUGUGGCCGAUGCUGAGCUCAAUAUUGAGGCUGCCCAUGGGGAGAUCCUCAAGUAUUUUCAAUCCGUUUCAAAGAACCGUUGGCUCAUGAUUAAGAUAUUUGGUGUAUUGAUAUUUUUCUUCCUUUUCUUUGUUGUUUUUAUGUCAUAAUUUAUCAAAACCGAUUGGGAUUCUUUAUAGACCCUCACUCUUUAUAUAUAUACAUCAAUUUUGAAUCCAGCUUCCCAUCACACAUUUAAGUGAACCGUUUCUGUUUAUUUUUGUUUCUUAAAGUAUCCCAAAAAAAUACGAAAUCCGAUUGUAAAAUAAACUUAUAAAAAUAUAUACAGCAAAAA
Messenger RNA from Drosophila willistoni, 1970 nucleotides. RefSeq names its product syntaxin-5 (gene Syx5). Bases 316 to 1785 code for a protein of 489 amino acids. NCBI's taxonomy places the organism in Eukaryota, Metazoa, Arthropoda, Insecta, Diptera, Drosophilidae. Gene Ontology annotation, biological process: intracellular protein transport; endoplasmic reticulum to Golgi vesicle-mediated transport; vesicle fusion. The record is from RefSeq and is a predicted model, not a curated record. The transcript has 2 exons. Gene Ontology annotation, cellular component: Golgi membrane; endomembrane system; SNARE complex. Gene Ontology annotation, molecular function: SNAP receptor activity; SNARE binding.